CAUCACAACCAUGGGCUCGAAUCUACCAUAUGCCGCCGACGCCGAGAGUCCUCUGAAGCCGGCAGAGCUGCAGGUCCUCCGAUCGCAGUACGAGAAAGAGGGCGACUACGUCGGCAUCCAGACGAAAUUCAACUAUGCCUGGGGCCUGAUCAAAUCCAACGCCCGCCCCGAACAACAAGAAGGCGUCCGCCUGCUAUCAGAGAUCUUCCGCGCGGCCCCCGAGCGACGACGAGAAUGUCUCUACUACCUGGCCCUCGGCAACUACAAGCUCGGCAACUACGGCGAGGCCCGACGAUACAACGACCUGCUGCUGGAGAAAGAGCCGGCCAACCUCCAGGCGGCGAGUCUGGGCACUCUGAUUGAGGAUAAGGUGUCGAAGGAGGGACUGCUGGGCAUUGCGAUCGUGGGCGGACUGGCGCUGGCGGCGGGUGUGGUGGGCGGUGUUGUUCUGCGGGGAGCGAAGAGACGGUAGAUCUCUGGAAUAAUGUCGAGAGGAGCAGGCAUUAAUGCUGUCGUUGUACAUAGGAGGAUGGAUCAUGCCUGGGUAUGCUGGCUGCUAUUGCUUUUCUUUUGUUAUUUACUGGGAAAUGAUUGUUUGCAUUGAUGGCGUUUUAUUCCAUGACUUUUGGCCGAUGUGAAUAGGCAGGAUCUGCUUGACGACUGUCAAAUAUUGAAAUAAUAGGAUCAGAUAGGAUCAGAUAGGAUGAGAGACGCAGAUGGAGGAUGGUGGGUGACUGAUCUCUCAGGCACGCCACCUGCUAACGUCAUCCGCCCGCCUUCUUCUUUCGCUCUCGUUGACUCUCCAUCUUCAUUAUCUCUGUUUCUCUCCUUUAUCAUUCAC
Messenger RNA from Aspergillus steynii IBT 23096, 841 nucleotides. RefSeq names its product mitochondrial fission 1 protein. The record is from RefSeq and is a predicted model, not a curated record. Gene Ontology annotation, cellular component: mitochondrial outer membrane; peroxisomal membrane. NCBI's taxonomy places the organism in Eukaryota, Fungi, Ascomycota, Eurotiomycetes, Eurotiales, Aspergillaceae. Gene Ontology annotation, biological process: mitochondrial fission; peroxisome fission; autophagy of mitochondrion. Gene Ontology annotation, molecular function: protein binding. The transcript has 4 exons. The coding region runs from base 11 to 472 and encodes 153 amino acids.